AUGUCUCACUCCAACACCCUUCUCCACUUCCUCCGCCACGUCUCCUUCCCGCCGGACCCGCACCUCCUGCCCUCCGCACUCAAGUCAUGCCCCGCGCGGCCCCUCGCCCGCGCGCUCCACGCCGCCGCCGCGGUCUCCGGCCUCGCGGAGGACCCCUUCGUCGCCUCCUCGCUCCUCCACACCUACCUCCGCCUCGGCGCUCCAGCUGACGCCCGCAGCGUGUUCGACCGUAUGCCGGAGAAGAGCGUCGUCGGCUGGAGCGCGCUCAUCGCGGGUUUCUCCGCGCGAGGGGACGCCGAGGCCGCCUGGGGCCUCCUGGACCAGAUGCGUACCGCCGGCGUCGAGCCGAACGUGAUCACCUGGAACGGGCUGGUCUCCGGGAUGAACCGGAGCGGGCGCGCCCUGGACGCCGUCACGGCGCUCGUGAGGAUGCACAGCGAAGGGUUCUUGCCAGACGCCACCGGCGUCUCGUGCGCGCUCUCCGCGGUCGGGGAUGUCAAAGAUGUCUCGGUCGGCGAGCAGGUGCACGCGUACGUGGUGAAGGCGGGGUGCAGGCAAGAUGCCUGCGUGGUCACGGCGCUCAUCGAUAUGUACGGCAAGUGCGGGCGCGCUGAUGAGAUUUCCCGGGUGUUCCACGAGUCAAGCCACAUGGACGUUGCGUCCUGCAACGCUCUUGUCGCCGGGCUCUCUCGCAACGCCCAGGUCUCCGAGGCGUUGCUCUUGUUCGGGGAGUUUGUGAGCCGAGGAGUCGAGUUGAACGUUGUGUCCUGGACCUCGAUCGUCGCCUGCUGUGUGCAGAAUGGGAAAGAUCUGGAGGCGGUGGAUCUUUUCAGGAAGAUGCAGUCGGAAGGGAUCGAGCCGAACGCAGUCACGAUACCCUGCGUGCUGCCAGCGUUUGCCAAUGUUGCGGCUCUGAUGCAUGGGCGGGCAGCGCACAGUUUUUCUGUGAGGAAGGGGUUUCUUCGUGACGUUUACGUUGGCAGCGCGUUGGUGGACAUGUAUGCAAAGUGUGGCAAGGUCAGGGACGCGAGAACGAUCUUUGAUGCAAUGCCGUGUAAGAAUGUGGUUUCAUGGAAUGCGAUGAUUGGGGGCUAUGCUAUGCAUGGGGAGGCUGCGAAUGCUGUGCAGCUGUUCCGUUUGAUGCAAAGCUUGAAACUGAAGCCCGACCUAGUCACGUUUACCUGUGUCCUUGGUGCUUGCGGCCAAGCUGGCCUGACGGAGGAGGGGCGUCGCUACUUCAAUGAAAUGCAGCAAGCACAUGGUAUUUCCCCUAGCAUGGAGCAUUACGCGUGUAUGGUUACUCUGUUAGGGCGAGCUGGAAAGCUUCAAGAGGCAUAUGAUCUCAUCAAUGAGAUGCCAUUUCAGCCAGAUGGUUGCAUUUGGGGGUCCUUACUUGGCUCCUGCAGGGUUUAUGGAAAUGUUCACCUGGCCGAAGUUGCAGCACAAAAGCUGUUUGAACUAGAGCCAGAAAACGCUGGAAACUAUGUCCUGCUUUCCAACAUUUAUGCAUCUAAAAAAAUGUGGGACGGGGUCAAUAGGGUGAGGGAUGAGAUGAAGAAUUUGGGAUUGACGAAAGAGAAGGGUUGCAGUUGGAUUGAGAUCAAGAACAAGGUGCACAUGUUGUUGGCUGGUGAUAAUUCACACCCCAUGAUGGCUGGAAUAACUGAGAAACUUAAUCAGCUUGCCAUUGAGAUGAGGAGGCUGGGCUUUGCACCAAGCACAGAUUUUGUCCUGCAUGACGUGGAAGAACAAGAAAAGGAUAAUAUCCUCGCUGUGCACAGUGAGAAGCUGGCUGUUGCAUUGGGCCUCAUAAGCACAAGUCCAGGAACACCCCUUCGGGUGAUAAAGAAUCUCCGGAUUUGUGGCGAUUGCCACGAAGCAAUGAAGUUCAUAUCAUGUUUUGAGGGGAGGGAGAUAUCUGUUAGAGACACUAACAGGUUUCAUCACUUCAAGGAUGGAAAAUGUUCUUGUGGGGAUUUCUGGUGAUGUUUCCUGCCUUUCUUUCCAGUUGUUGUGCAACUUGGUGUAGAAGGAGAAUGAGCAUCCAUGUCCCCUACCUUACGGUGGAUAUUCUUUUGAAGAGGUA
This is a messenger RNA of Lolium rigidum, 2086 nucleotides long. RefSeq names its product pentatricopeptide repeat-containing protein At1g20230. NCBI's taxonomy places the organism in Eukaryota, Viridiplantae, Streptophyta, Magnoliopsida, Poales, Poaceae. The record is from RefSeq and is a predicted model, not a curated record. The coding region runs from base 1 to 1986 and encodes 661 amino acids. Gene Ontology annotation, biological process: RNA modification. Gene Ontology annotation, molecular function: RNA binding; zinc ion binding; protein binding. The transcript has a single exon.